AUGACUUUAGGUCGCAUUCAUAAGGCAGUUGUGUCUAGGAUGAAUCCAGAUACUAGAAGCAUUUCAGUAGAGUUGUUAGAAAAUGGUGAAACAAAAGGCAAAGAGAUUGAUUUAGAUGGAAUUUUGGAACUGAAUCCUCAAUUAGAUUCAAAUAUUCCCAGUAUUACUAUGGUUGCUCAAAACGGUACUAAUAUACCAACAACUAGCAAGUUACCUAGGUAUUCCAAAAAAGCCUCAGUACAAGCAUUUACAAAUAAUAAAGGUUCUUAUAAAGGAGCAAAACCAGUAAGUAGGCAAACCAAUCAUUCACCUGCACUGAACGGCACUGGAGAAGUUUUAUCAACAACUGUUCCAUGUACACCUUCAAACCAUCCACCCCAGUAUCAAAAAAUGCCCGUGUUAAAACCAGCUGAUCCUCCACCUCAAACACAACAACUAACACACUUAUAUAGCAAUAAUACGGCAGGAGCUAUCCGUGGUUCAAAUACUACUGCAGUAGGAGCAAAUGCAGCUGCUGCUGCCGCUGCAGCAGCCAAAGAAAGGCGGAAUAAUGUUGUUAAGGAGGUUAGUACAUUGAAAAAAAACCGAGAAGAAAGGCGACAACGUCAAGCGGAAUUAAAAGAAGAAAAAAAAGCGUUAAUGAACAUGGACCCUGGUAAUCCAAAUUGGGAGUUUCUUGCUAUGAUUAGAUAUUAUCAAUCUAAUUUAGAUUUUAAACCUUUGAGAGACUUUGAAGUAGUUGAGGAUCAUCAAAUUACUGUUUGUGUCAGAAAAAGGCCGCUCAAUAAAAAAGAAUUCAAUCGAAAAGAAGUUGAUGUUGUUGCAAUUCCUUCUAAAAAUCAAGUUAUUGUUCAUGAACCUAAAAACAAAGUAGAUCUUACAAAAUAUUUAGAAAACCAGCAUUUCCGAUUUGAUUGUGCCUUUGACGAGACUUGCACCAAUGAGACGGUUUAUAAAUAUUCUGCAAGACCUCUUGUAAAGACUAUAUUUGAUGGUGGCAUGGCCACAUGCUUUGCUUACGGACAAACUGGCAGUGGUAAGACUCACACUAUGGGUGGGGAUUUUCAUGGGAAAACACAAGACUGUAAAAAAGGCAUUUAUGCAAUGGCUGCUAAGGAUGUUUUUCGUUUUUUGAAUUCGCCUAGUUAUUCGCCGUUAAAUCUGGUUGUUACUGCUAGCUUUUUUGAAAUUUACAGUGGCAAGGUGUUUGACUUGCUGGGUGAUAAAGCCAAGUUAAGAGUACUCGAAGACGGAAUGCAAAAAGUACAAGUAGUUGGUCUUACUGAAAAAGUAGUUAAUACAGUUGAUGAAGUAUUAAAAAUAAUUAAUGACGGUAAUAGUGCUAGGACUUCAGGUCAGACAUCAGCCAAUAGUAACUCAUCAAGGUCUCAUGCUGUUUUUCAAAUUGUAUUACGUAUCUCGGGUUUAAAUCAAAUACAUGGGAAAUUUUCAUUAAUAGAUUUAGCUGGAAACGAAAGAGGUGCAGAUACAUCUUCAGCCAACCGACAAACACGAAUGGAAGGUGCAGAAAUAAAUAAAUCUCUACUUGCACUAAAAGAGUGCAUUCGUGCUCUAGGUAAGAAAGGGUCUCAUUUACCUUUUAGAGCAAGUAAAUUAACACAAGUACUUAAAGAUUCCUUUGUUGGUGAAAAUACUAUGACCUGUAUGAUUGCAAUGAUUAGUCCAGGACUAAGCUCAUGUGAACACUCUCUGAACACGCUCCGUUAUGCCGACCGUGUUAAAGAAUUGGACGCAUCAGAUCCUGCUGCUGGAGAAGUUCAUGCGCCUAGGUAUUCUCCACCACCAAGUCGUUCUAAGAAUAUAUCUCGUAACUUACAAGAUGUCAGUAUGGUUGAUGACGAUUUAGCAGCACUAAGAUCGCUUAAUGAAGGAGAAUUGUCUGCUGACUUGUACAAUUUCCACGAAGCUGUUUCCCAACUGCAAGAACAAGAAGAUGAAAUGCUAGAUAAACACAAGUCGUUACUAGAAUCUGGACAUAAAUGGUUACAAAAAGAAAAACAGUUGUUGGCAAUGACUAAAAACGUUGACUACGAUCAAGAUGCAUAUUCGUUUCAGCUGCUCAAUUUGCUUCAAACCAAAUUAGCUGACACUCAAGAUCUAGUAGAAACUGUGCUCGCAUUCAGAAAACAGUUGACAACUGAAGAACAAUUCAGUAAGAAUAUAAUUAGAGGCGGCCACCGUUAG
Messenger RNA from Macrosiphum euphorbiae (potato aphid), 2205 nucleotides. Lineage: Eukaryota; Metazoa; Arthropoda; Insecta; Hemiptera; Aphididae. The record is from the annotation of a GenBank genome assembly.